AUGGCCGACGGGGCGGCGCGGCCGGGGGCCGAGCUGCUGGCCUUCGAGCGGUUCUGGGCGGCGAGCGCGCAGCCCCCCGCCUACGGCUACGGGCAGGGCGGGCGCGGGCUGCGGGCGCUGCGGGCGCGGGAGUUCGGGCGCCUGGCAGGAACUGUCUACCUGGACCACGCAGGAGCCACACUGUUCCCCGAGAGCCAGCUCAGGAGCUUCACCCGCGACCUCCUGGAAAAUGUUUACGGUAACCCUCACAGCCAGAACAUCAGCAGCAGGCUCACCCAGGACACCGUGGACCAGGUGCGCUACAGGGUCCUGGCGCACUUCGGCACCUCCCCGGAGGACUACAGCGUGGUCUUCACCGCCGGCAGCACGGCCGCCCUGAAGCUGGUGGCGGAGGCCUUCCCGUGGAGCCGCGGGAGCCUGUUCUGCUACCUCACCGACAGCCACACGUCCGCGGUGGGCAUGCGGGCGGUGGCCGCGGCCAGGGGUGCCACCUGCAUCCCGGUCCGGCCGGAGGCUCUGAGGCCGCAGGAGGAGCGGGGUGCUGCCCCCGCCGACCAGCUCCCGCACCUCUUCUGCUACCCGGCCCAGAGCAACUUCUCUGGCAGCCGGUACCCGCUGGCCUGGGCGGGCGAGGUGGCGGCAGGCCGCCUGUGCCCGGCGGGGGAGGGCGCGCCGGGGCGCUGGUUCGUGCUGCUGGACGCCGCCGCCUAUGCGGGCACCUCCCCGCUGGACCUGUCGGCGCACCCGGCGGACUUCGUCUCCCUCUCCUUCUACAAGAUCCUCGGCUUCCCCACCGGCCUGGGCGCGCUGCUGGUGCGCCGCCGGGCCGCCCCGCUGCUGCGGAAAACCUACUUUGGAGGCGGCACGGCGGCCGCCUACCUGGCGGGAGAGGACUUCUACGUCCCCAGGCCUUCCCUGGCAGAAAGGUUUGAGGAUGGCACAAUCCCGUUCCUUGAUGUGAUAGCGCUCAAGCACGGAUUUGACGCCCUGGAGCGCCUCACAGGCGGCAUGGAGAACGUGCAGCAGCACACCUUCACCUUGGCUCGGUACACCUACACCGCCCUGCGCGCCCUCCGGUACUCCAGCGGGGCCCCCGUGGUGCGGAUCUAUAGCGACUCUGAGUUCUGCAGCCCCGAGGUGCAGGGCCCGGUCAUCAACUUUAACGUGCUCGACGCCGACGGGCGCGUCGUCGGUUACUCCCAGGUGGAGAAGAUGGCCAGCCUCUUCAACAUCCAGCUGCGCACCGGCUGCUUCUGCAACACGGGCGCCUGCCAGCGGCACCUGGGCCUCAGCGACGACAUGGUCAAGAAGCACCUGCAGGCUGGUCACGUCUGUGGAGAUGACGUGGACCUCGUGGAUGGGCAGCCGACGGGGUCCGUGAGGAUUUCGUUUGGAUACAUGUCCACUCUUGAGGACGCCCAAGCCUUUCUCGAGUUCAUCAUCGCCACCCGGCUGCGCCCGCAGAGUAGCCAGCCUGGUCCUCGGGCCGCCCCUGGGGAGGCUGGCACCGCACCAGCAGAGACUGAGGCUCAGAGCACUGUGCCCGCCACUGUGUUCACAACCGUGCCCACCACUGUGUCCACCACUGUGCCUGCCACUGUGCCCACCACUGUGCCCGCCACCGUGCCCGCCACUGUGUUCACCACCGUGCCCACCACUGUGCCUGCCACUGUGCCCACCACUGUGUCUACCACCGUGCCCACCACCGUGCCCGCCACUGUGUCCACCACUGUGCCCACCACCGUGUCCACUGUGCCCGCCACUGGGCACAGAUCUAGUCCCUCUCCUCGGGAAGACACCCCCACAGCCUCCGGGGCCGGGAAUGCCUGGCCCCCUGCUCUGGGUGCUGUGUGUCAGCACUCACCGCUGGAGGCCACCAGGCCCCUGCAGGCCCCUCCAGAGACAGCGGCGGCCCCGGGCGAGGGCCUCGGGCCACAUGUGGUCACCAACCUCUUCCUCUACCCCAUCAAGUCCUGUGCUGCGUUUGAGGUGACGCAGUGGCCUGUGGGACCCCGAGGGCUGCUGUACGACCGGAGCUGGAUGGUUGUGAACCACAACGGCAUUUGCCUGAGUCAGAAGCAGGAGCCGCGGCUGUGCCUGGUCCAGCCCUGCAUCGACCUGCAGCAGAGGAUCAUGGUCGUUCGAGCCAAAGGAAUGGAGCCUAUAGAGGUGCCUCUUGAGGAAACCAGUGAAUGGGCUCCGAUUUGCCAGAGCAAGGUCUGUGCGGACAGGGUAAAAACUUAUGAUUGUGGAGAAGAAAUUUCAAGCUGGUUGUCAAGGUUUUUGGGCCGUCCGUGUCACUUGAUCAAACAAAGUUCGGACUUUCAACGAAACGCGAAGAAGAGCCGUGGCAAAGGGCAGUCUUCUGGCACUCAGGCCACUCUUUCUCUGGUGAAUGAGGCCCAGUAUCUGCUGGUAAACAGAUCCAGUGUUUUGGAACUUCAGCGGCAAUUAAGUGCCAGUGAUGAGAACGGAAGGGAGGAAUCGUUCCCGAUGAGAGAUCUCAUCUCACGUUUCCGUGCCAAUAUUAUCACCAGCGGAGCAAGUGCUUUUGAAGAAGAGAGAUGGGAAGAGAUUUCAAUUGGCUCCUUGCAUUUCCAGGUGUCGGGGCCUUGUCACAGGUGCCAGAUGAUCUGCAUCGACCAGCAAACCGGGCAACGAAACCAAGAUGUAUUCCAAAAGCUUUCGGAGAGCCGAGAAAGAAAGGUGAACUUCGGAGUGUACCUGAUGCACGCGUCUUUGGAUUCUUCCCCCUGUCUCCUGUCCGUGGGAUCUCAGGUGAUCCCUGUGUUGAAAGAAAAUGUAGAACGCCAUGAUUUACCUGCUUCUGAGAAACAUCAGAAUGUUGUCUCCUAA
Messenger RNA from Pipistrellus nathusii (Nathusius's pipistrelle), 2856 nucleotides. Lineage: Eukaryota; Metazoa; Chordata; Mammalia; Chiroptera; Vespertilionidae. The record is from the annotation of a GenBank genome assembly.